GUCAGUUCUGGCAUCCCCAUAACCGGGCCAUGUUCUUCAAGGGAUUCAUAUUAUUACAUUUCAAUUCUGUGCAUAACUUUGUCAUUGCUUGCACCAUGUGCUCCUCUCUUUUACCUUCUAUUUUGUCAGCGUGCCUCUGUGACCAGUGUAUUGAUCUUGAGCUUAUUUCUCAUUCAUUUGGUUUCAGUUUCAGUGAAAACAUUAUCACCGAUCCUGGUUUUGUGGAUAUAUUUCCAGCCUCACGAAUGCCGAAACAUAUGCAACAUCUUCUUAAGCCCAUUUAUCACACCAUGACUGGUGCAUCAAAGGAACCACUAGGAUCAAGAGAUACGGUAAAAGAAAAGGGAUUCCGUGUGACAACAGAUCCGGGUACUCUAUCCUCUAUACUGAAAUGGGCAUCAGAUGCUGAGUUCUUGGAAUAUUUUGGGAUUUCUUUACAGGUCAGGAAACAAUCAUACAUAUCAGGAAAUUCAGUUCCGCAUGCGAACCUUGGUGUCCUUGAUAAGCUUAUUGCAGCUCGUCAUGAGCUUGCAAAGAUAAUGGGGUAUAAAUCUUACGCUCAAUUUGCAGUUCAUCCGAAUAUUGCAUCAUCACGAGAGGUUGUGAUGCCCUUUUUGCUUGAUUUAAGUAAGAUUGUUACGCAUAAGGCUGAUGAGGUAAAUUUGUGUCCUUUCUUGGGUGUAGUUUUGAUCUUUUUCCCAAUUUUUUCAGUUGUAGUAGAGUGUGAAGUUUUUCUAGUACUUUCUGGAUGUCUUUUUUCCCUUUGUAGGAGUUUAAGGCAAUUAGGGACUUCAAGAGGAAAAUAUGCAAUGAAGAUUGUGCAAACUUGGAGCCAUGGGAUGAAGCUUAUUUCACGGGAAUGAUGAAGUCUUCUACCUUCAACUUAGACUCCUCCGUAAGUUGAACCAUUGUUGUUUCAUGAAUUUUACCUGCUUUCUUGUGGCACAACUCCUUGCGUGACUUGAGCCUUAGAUGUCUUUUUAAACCAAACUUGAAAACCCAAAUCUAAAUCCGAUCCCGAAGCCGAACCCGAACCCGAACCCGAACCCGAUUUCCUAAACCUAAACCUUAACCUAUUCUCAAUUCCCUAAAGUUAUAACCUGUAACCUAAACCUUAACCUAAACCUAUAACCUAUACUUAUAACCUAAACGUAAAACCUAAAC
Molecule: messenger RNA, 1164 nt
Organism: Magnolia sinica
Lineage: Eukaryota; Viridiplantae; Streptophyta; Magnoliopsida; Magnoliales; Magnoliaceae
Product: mitochondrial intermediate peptidase, mitochondrial-like
Exons: 3
Coding region: 30-863 (277 amino acids)
Biological process (GO): peptide metabolic process; proteolysis
Molecular function (GO): metalloendopeptidase activity
Source: RefSeq, a predicted model, not a curated record